AUGGAUAAUGGAGCAAGUAUGGAACAAGAUAGAAUAAGCGACUUGCCAGACGACAUCAUUCAUCAUAUUCUGUCCUUCCUUGACAUGACAUAUGCUGUCCGGACUUGUAUAUUGUCUCGUAGAUGGAAGGAUACUUGGACUUCAAUGUCGAAUAUCAAAUUAGAUUGUCGUAAGUUUAAACCUAAGCGUGAGUUUGUGGAGCAUAUGCUAACUCACCGCAAUGAUUAUAUGGAAGUUUCUGAGGUUGAGCUCAGAUUCGAUAGGCAAACCGAUCACGAGUGUGUUGAAAAGAUAAUGAACUAUGCAAACUUGCAUAAUGCUAGGAAAUUGACAAUGAGAUGCGUAAGCAGAAGAGAGUUCCCAUAUCUUUUUAUUAGUUCAGGCACUCUUAAAAAUUUCAUACUUGAGGAAGACCCUCGCUAUUCCAGGUAUCACAUGGAUUAUUUACGAGAAUUAGCAUGGGAUUUUCCGGCUUUAGAAACUCUGAGAUUACGCAAAACAAGGUUAGAUGAUCCCGAAACAAGAGUUUCAAUCUUCUCUCCAAGUGUGUCAACUUAA
This is a messenger RNA of Erigeron canadensis, 558 nucleotides long. Its product is annotated as F-box/LRR-repeat protein At5g02910-like. Gene Ontology annotation, molecular function: protein binding. The transcript has a single exon. NCBI's taxonomy places the organism in Eukaryota, Viridiplantae, Streptophyta, Magnoliopsida, Asterales, Asteraceae. The record is from RefSeq and is a predicted model, not a curated record. Bases 1 to 558 code for a protein of 185 amino acids.